Taeniopygia guttata (zebra finch) is the source of this 3815-nucleotide messenger RNA. RefSeq names its product interleukin-9 receptor-like (gene IL9R). Gene Ontology annotation, molecular function: cytokine receptor activity; protein binding. Gene Ontology annotation, cellular component: external side of plasma membrane; membrane. NCBI's taxonomy places the organism in Eukaryota, Metazoa, Chordata, Aves, Passeriformes, Estrildidae. The record is from RefSeq and is a predicted model, not a curated record. Gene Ontology annotation, biological process: cytokine-mediated signaling pathway; immunoglobulin mediated immune response.
CUUGGCUCCAGAAGGUCAUAUCUUGAGAGAACCUUUGUGGUGAAUGAUGCAUGUUUCCAGUGUAGUAAUAAUCUGUUGUUGCUGUGAUACCAAUAAACUCCCUUCCCUCACCCCCUUCUCUUACCUGAGACAAUAGGCAACCCCAAGGCUCCCUAAAUGGGAGAGAGCACUAUAGUAAAUAGAAGCUGAUUUUUUCAUAGGUGAGUGUUGGGACAGUACUGCAUUACAUCCACAUCCUCUGGUUUGAUUGUUCAGAUCCACCAUGGUAUUUGCUAUGUUGAUUUUGGACCUACAUGACUUAGUUUUGUCCAUUUUGUUUUAUUACUCCCUCAAUACAUCCCUAGCUCAAUGGCUUCCUGAGUACUGCUCUAAGGUAUAUUAGCUUCUUUGGUUUCUUCCCUCCUUAUUUUCCAUUUUUCUUGUCAUGUGCUGUGAUAAGUCAUGGGAGGUGUUGUCUUCAUGUGCUGAGGUAUGCUGUCCCUUUCAUGCCUUCCACAAGGCAGCAGAGAAUCUCCCCAGCUCCACUGCCCUGAAGAGCUGGCUGCCCCACACUGUCCCACGAGGUCUGCUUGCAUUGUGAUUGUGUUGAUGCGAAUGUGUACUGGACAGAAGCAUUUCUGAUAGUGCCAGCACAGUCUGCUGCAGCUUCAUCUCACAGUUCUUUUCACUUCAGAAACUACACCAUGGUAACUGACCCCAGGCUGCUUAAGGGAGAAACCUGCUUGUUUUUCUGGGGCCCUUUACAUCUCAGUCCUGUGUGCUCUGUUUCCGUUUGUACUGAUGGCCCCAGAACUGCUGAAGGAACUGUUUCUGUUACUGGAAGACUAUCUGGCUGUACAUCUGAUAGAUGGUGGUGGUUUGGUGUUAUGUUGGGCUGGAAGUUAUCUCUGCUCACCCUAGGAGACAGACUUCAUGAACAAGUGCGUGACACAAGGGUAUUAAAAUAAGAGAAGUUGUUCCCUUUGAAGCAAGGUAUAACAAUUAAGAUUUUGGUCAGUGAGUUGUCACUGUGGAUGUGGAGGGGUUUGAGGUGGCGGGGGGUUUCAGUGCCUCUUAGGAGCAAACUGAAAAUGUCCCUGAUCUAGCAGUUCUGAUUUGGAAUUUUUCUUUUCCCCAGGAGCAAUAGGGUCAAAAAGCAGGUACUGGGAGAAGCACCACAAUCCAUUCUGAUGUACCAAUUUGGAAAUGUCCAUCUCCAUUUCUGCAUGGCCCUUGCCUCCCUGUCUCUUGGCCCCAGAAGCUGAUACUGACAGACUGUUACUCAAUCUUUUCUUUGACUGCUUCUCUCUUUCUGUUCUCUGGCACUAGAGAUGUACUUGAUGGAUCCUGGCUGUAACACUGCCAUUGCAUCGUUGCUGCUGGGCAUGGGAAGAUCUGUUCUUUAUACAUUCUAGGAUCAGUGCAAGGAAGCACUGCAAUGGUUGUUUGCCUUUGCUUCCAGAGCUGCCCUUUGAAUACAGUGCAGCAAUCGGCAGUGGAAAAAGCACAGGACAGGGCAGCUUCGGGAUGCUGCAGGGGUCUGGGCACAGUUGGGCACAGGUCUUGGGUGGAAACAGUUUAGCUCCACAUCCACACAGGGUUAGGAAAUGACUUUAGGCAAAAAGUUGCAAUCAGAUACUUUUCUAUUCAGAAAAUUAUUUAGCCUUUUAAAUGUUAAGUCUUUAGCCAAAAUUCCUGUUUCUCCAUGACUAAUGAGAAAUUACAUAUAUAGCUACUUUAACUCAAUCUGAUAAUCAGAGCAGUUUUUCAUUGGUUCUUGAGAUUAUCUUUAAAAUCAGGUACAGUAAGCUCUGUUUUAUUAUGCCACUGCUGCUACUGGCUGAUCAUUAAACCAUACAGCUUAAACUAUCAAGGGACAGAAGCAGGGUGAAAAGUGACAUUUCUUUUGAGCUGAUACUAUCUGGAAUGGGAGGAGUUGUGCGGCAGCUGGGCCUCCAGCUGUGCAUUGCUGCUGUGCUGUUCUUUGGUGGAGGAAGAGGAAGAGAGCUCUCUGGCAGCCUGAGCUGCCUGAAUAACUACGUGACUACUGUGAGCUGCAUAUGGGUAACAGAGAAGCCCAUGGGUGAUGGACCUUUCCACCUGCAUUUCACCAACCUCUGGUCAAAGGGCCACAAUGCCAGCUGCAAACUGACUGCCACAGAGAGCAUGCAGAAUCAGUACCACUGCACAAUUCAUUUAGCCAGCCAGAUCUUGGAAACAGAUGGUUAUAGAGUCUCUCUCCAAGGAAACUUCUUUGGAUGUAAUCAGACAUACAUAACCUUUCCAGAGUACAAUCCUCGCAAGCACAUAAAACUUGAUCCACCUUUGAACAUCCAGAGCAAUGCCACUGCCAGCAAGUGCCAGAUAUGGUGGAGUGUGUGGAAUGUGCCUUGGUACCUCGCUGAAAUUCUCCAAUAUGAGUUGCAGUAUAAGGAGUACAGCAUGUCCUGGGAGGUUGCAUUGAACAAGACACUACCCAGUUCACUGCCACAAGUAGAAAUUGAAGCCACAGAGCUCCACAUUGGCAUUGCUUAUGCUGCAAGAGUUCGCUGCAAAGUUUCUGAAAAUGAGAAUUCAUACCACAGUCAAUGGAGUGAGUGGAGCCAGACGACAGUGUUUCAAAAAGCAGACGUCCCAAAAGUCUCUGAAAAUAUUCUAAAUAUCAAAACUAUGCAGUACUUAUUCAUUCCUCUGAGUUUUGGCACUCUACUCUAUUUAUUCUGGAACUGCAAACUUUCCUCAAGGGCAAAAAGCCUCAUCUGCUUUAACAUUCCCACGCCAGCUGCUUUCUUUCAGCCACUCUAUAGUUUGCACAAUGGGAAUUUUAAGGACUGGGUUGGACUGAAUGAGGCUUGUAGCCAACUUGAAAGAGAAGAGACCAGCAACUCAAGCAAAGUGAAUGCAGAUAGUAUUUCUGAUCUAAACAUCCAGGAGCUGAUUUCCCAAAUCUCAUUGAAACCUACAGGAAGCACAGAUGUGGUUACUGCAGAAGAAAACUUUGCAUUUGCCUCAGGUCCAAGCCAGCAGUAUGUCCCCAGCAGGUACAUAAGAGCAGAAGAGAUAGAGAUGAGGCCGGGACUAUUGUUUGCACCAAACUAUGCUGAUGAUACCAUUGGCCCGAAAAUCUCUGAAAUAAUUAAAGACAACCUUGAGAGCCCUAGUGUUGGAAGGAAUUAUCCCUCUCACUCACAGCAUGGAAAGGGUGACUUUCUUAUUCUUCGAGAAUCUUUGGGGAUAAAAGAUGUGUCCUUCAGUGGCAGUGACUAUUGUACUUUGUGUGACAAUGAUACCACAGGAGGUUUGAUUUCUGCUGAACUACUGAAGCUUUCUAAUGGCAGUAGUCAUGUUAAACAUCAGAAAGAUCAGUGACCUUCCCUGAGGAAUACUGCCUACAAAGUUCCUUGUGCUCUCCUAUCACCACCCAACACUGUUCUCCCAAGUGGCACAAAUGGUGACUGUGCAGACAGUUUCAAAUAUGAAACACAUCUUCAAGUUCUUAACUUCAGAAGUAGAUUGUGACUAAGUCCCUUGUCUAGCAAAUACUGCCCCUACAGGCAUUCCCUAAAUUAACCUCUUGGCUGCAAGAUCCACUAACCCUCUUGUCUAAGGAGGUAGCAGGGACCUGCUGCUUUCCUCAGGAAGAAUUAUUAUAGUUGUGUGCCUCUUGGAAGCAGCAGUAUUUUCAAUGUGAUGAACCAGGAUUUAAACUCCAUAAUUUUGUAAAAAAAUAUGCAUGAUUUUUCACAAAAUCAUGAGAAACUAUUUUUGCUUAAGAAAGUAAUUCUGCUUCUUAACAUGAUAUUGAUGAAUUAAAGGGAUUCCUGAUUUGAUCAGAA